GCAUAAUUUAUUUUGUAAAAUACAUAUGAAAGAAUUGAUAUUUUUUUAUGAAUCGGUAGUUUUGAACGAAGCAAUAGAUAGGCAGCUUAUGUCAGAUCACGUGUUUUAGAAAAAGCACAUAUUGCAUUUAUUAAAAUGGGAUUUGAAAUAGGUUAUAAUGGAAUAGUGUAAAACAAAUUAAUGUUAAAUAUUGAAAUUGCUUGUAAGUAAUACUUAAGAUUUAUAAAGAGUCAUUUUAAUUAUCUGAUGUUAACUUAGGUAGAUUUUAGUAACUUAAUUAAUCAAUUUAGGA
Messenger RNA from Paramecium octaurelia, 292 nucleotides. Lineage: Eukaryota; Ciliophora; Oligohymenophorea; Peniculida; Parameciidae. The record is from the annotation of a GenBank genome assembly.